AUGUUGCUCGCAACGCUUCUGAGCAUUGUGCCUAUUGUUCGCGCAGUGACCCUCAAUGUCACUACUGGAGGAGGCAAUGCAACCAGCCCGAUCAUGUAUGGCCUACUCUACGAGGAUGUCUAUCACUCUGGUGACGGAGGCUUGUACAGCGAGCUGAUCCAGAAUCGCGCGUUCCAAGGCACUUCGGUCAACAGUAACCAGGGUCCCUAUCAAAAUCUCCAGUAUUGGCACACUCGUGGAUCUGAUACUCUGAAUCUCGACAACGAGUCUCCGUUCCUGACCAGUGCGCUUCCGUGGCAUAUGAGAGUUGACGUGGCCAACGACGCAGCUGGCCCAACCGGAUUUUGGAACGAGGGCUAUUGGGGCAUGAAUGUGACGACGGCAACUCGGUAUACUUCAAGCUUCUAUCUCCGAGGCGGAUACAAGGGGGAGAUAUUGGCUGCAUUUUGGAGCAAUACAACCGGGUCUAUGCUUGGAAGCACGUCCUUCAGUGUUGACCAGACUGAAGCUGAUGGCUGGGUAUCGUAUUCACAAACUUUCACAGCAGCAUCUUCCGGUCCUGACGAGAAGAAUACCUUUCACAUUACCUUCGACGGAGCCAGCGCUGCCGGCACGAGCCUCCGCUUUCAUAUGAUUAGUGUGUUCCAGCAAACAUUCAAAAAUUCACCCAACGGAUUGCGCAUAGAUCUUGCGGAGGCUAUCAAUGAACUUGGUGGGAAGUAUCUCCGCCUGCCGGGGGGAAAUAAUCUUGAAGGAAUUGCUGCCCCAUACCAAUGGAAAUGGAACGAGACAGUUGGCUCGAUCAUCAGCCGCCCUGGACGUCCAGGGACUUGGGGCUAUAUCAAUACCGAUGGUCUCGGGCUUCUAGAAAUGAUGCAGUGGUGCAUAGAUAUGAACCUUGAGCCUAUUCUUGCAGUGUGGGAUGGCUUGUAUCUGGAUGGGGAUAUUCUCACUGAGACAGACUUACAACCAUAUGUCGACGAUGUUCUCAAUGAGCUAGAGUUUUUGACGGGACCUCAUACGUCAACAUGGGGCGCCAAGCGGGCCUCCUUGGGAUAUCGCGAUCCCUUUAACAUCAAAUAUCUCGAAAUCGGCAAUGAGGAUUUCCUUAAUAAUGGAAUUCCUACCUAUCUCGCCUAUCGCUUUAACAUGUUCUACAACGCAAUUAAGAAAGAUUAUCCUGACAUGAAAGUCAUUUCGUCCAUUUGGGCUGGAUAUUUCACCAACCCACAGCUCCCUGCCAACGUCAUUCAAGAUCUCCACGACUAUUUAUCAGUCGACGAUAUGGUUGCGAAGUUUGAUGGCUACGACCAUGCUGAUCGUAAUUACCCUGUCUUGGUUGGUGAGUAUGCUGCCAUCUACGAUGACCAGCAUGUCAGCCCGAACCAGUUAGACAAUCCAACUUUGCAAUCUGCAACUUCCGAAGCAAUCUACUUCCUUGGCUUGGAAAGGAAUGCCGAUCUCAUUGUCGGAAUCUCCCAUGGUGCCCUGAUUAAGAGUUUGCAUGAUGAACCAGACAAUGUUGCCAUGAUCAAGCAUUCUCCCACCACUCUCGUGCGAUCCAUGAGUUACUACGUAGCCAAGCUUUUUGGCACCAACUUUGGCUCAGAGACCGUCGCGGUCACCGGGGAUGCUGAAUACGGGCCACUAUAUUGGGCCGCCACCAAGAACGAUACUGGGACCUUUUUUAUCAAAAUCGUGAACUACGAUGGUGCUGCCUCGACUCCGAUUACGGUGGUGAUUCCAGGGAAAACAAAUGAGGCCACAUUGAAGACCUUAAGUGCUCCGGAUAAGUACAGCACCAAUACAUUGGGAGAUAUCCAGAGUGUUUGGACUGAGACGAAGGUCUAUGGUUUUGAAGGACAGUAUUCUUUUACGUUGACUGGAAGUUACAUCAGUUCCGUCUUAGUUGUAUAA
Molecule: messenger RNA, 1917 nt
Organism: Penicillium lagena
Lineage: Eukaryota; Fungi; Ascomycota; Eurotiomycetes; Eurotiales; Aspergillaceae
Exons: 5
Coding region: 1-1917 (638 amino acids)
Biological process (GO): L-arabinose metabolic process
Molecular function (GO): alpha-L-arabinofuranosidase activity
Source: RefSeq, a predicted model, not a curated record